AUGAUAUCGGGGAAUUUUUUACCAAUAGGUAAUUCGCGUAUUUCAGUAAUCUGGCACAUUUAUAGCGCUGCCGUAUGGUUAAUAGAAUUAAUUCAUACGAUCGCAUUGACUGUCGGAAUUAUUCUUUCACCGAAAGAGAAAAGUCUGAAGGAUGGAACUAUCGCCGUCGUAAUCACUCUGGAAGCUUCUUUUAUGCUUACGCGUCUUUAUUUACGUAAAAAGCUGAUGGAGGAAUUAAUCGAGAAGAUGAACGAUAUCCUGCAAAGUGCGGACGAAAUUAUGGAGGAUAUUGUGAAAUCGGCUAUAAAGCCCAUAACCAUGCCGUUCAUAAUAUAUGGAGUGACUGGUGUGGUAACUGUCGCGAUAUGGACUGUACAGCCGAUUCUAUUGGUUUUCGAAAAGUCUACCUUUUAUUAUGUAGAUUACAAUUUGCCAACCGCUUUCAAUAGUGAACCAUUUUCUAGCCGCGUAUUGAUUUUUACAACCAUUAUUAUGACAAUUGGAAGUAGUUAUUUAUUUCUUAAGAAAUUCGGCGUGGAUGUGUACAUGAUGCAUUUAGUAUUAAUGUUAACGGCUCAAUAUCGAUACACAGCAAUAAAGCUCACAGUAUUGUUUCGAGAUCUACAAAACUGUCACGAUGAAGCUCAAAAAGGACAUUCUAGUAUGGAAGAUCGAUGGACGGAGAGAGAACUAAGAAGGUUAUGUCAUCACCAGAAUAUUGUUUUAAAGUAA
Molecule: messenger RNA, 732 nt
Organism: Cyphomyrmex costatus
Lineage: Eukaryota; Metazoa; Arthropoda; Insecta; Hymenoptera; Formicidae
Exons: 1
Coding region: 1-732 (243 amino acids)
Biological process (GO): sensory perception of smell
Cellular component (GO): membrane
Molecular function (GO): odorant binding; olfactory receptor activity
Source: RefSeq, a predicted model, not a curated record